GCGGCAACGACUCGGACGCCACCUCAAUCAAUUCGUUUUCUAACAGUUUCUAAAUAUUUGCGUCAGCUUCAACAGCGCCGAAAUGGAACGUAUGAGCGAACUGAGAAAAAGGAUACCUUUCAAGAUGGCCUCAGAUUCGACCAGUGAAAGCGACGAACGUGUUAUAUUGGAUGAACAAGAACAGGAAGAGGUGAUACAACGACUUAAAGAUGAAAACUCUACUUGGAACCAACGCCACCGGAUACUCUUGCAAGCAAUGCUUGGGCUCUCUUGUCUACUUGAAAUUAUAUAUCUCAUAAAUCCUGAGUCGAACCCGAUCUCGUCUGCUAUACCAUCCACUUCUUCGGAGCAAGACCAUCCGCUGCCAUUUACUUCUCUACUCACUGUUCUCGCCUUACUACUCCAUCUUAAUCUGGCCCUCUUGAUAUCCCCAUCUAAAACUAUCUCCGAUGCUGCACCAUUUCUCCCCAUCUCGUUUUUCUAUGUUUUUAUUUGUUCAGCCGUCCCUCCCUUUCUGUGCAUACUGACCGGUAGAACAUGGCAAAUGACUGUGUGGUGGAGCGUCACAGGAACAAUGUCAUGGGUCGUGUACAGUGUACGAAGGAUGAUCGAUCAGGCCGAUGAAAGUCUUGUAGCGCUGGAGAAAAUGAAAUAUGCUUCAGCGGGCGCUUGAAAUACGACAUUAAUGCUUUACUCGUGUUCAUCGCCUCUUGCAUUUUCAUUGUCUUGAGUUUACUUAGUCCAAAUGGGAUAAUAUUUGUACUGGUAUUCUAAUAACAACUCUGUACAUCCUUUGUUGUUUGAUAAGGUUACAAAAUAUCCAAUAGGCGAAUAAUAAUAACAGUAAGAGA
Molecule: messenger RNA, 851 nt
Organism: Serpula lacrymans var. lacrymans S7.9
Lineage: Eukaryota; Fungi; Basidiomycota; Agaricomycetes; Boletales; Serpulaceae
Exons: 3
Coding region: 83-673 (196 amino acids)
Source: RefSeq, a predicted model, not a curated record